AUGCAAACGAUAGACAUACCUUCCAAUGAAGGGCUAAUAGUUGAUGAUGAGCCAAACGACAUGUCAACUGUCCUAGAAUCCAAAGCAUCUACCAUGACAUUCAACAUUGAUCUUGAUGACUACUCUCCCUCACCUCAAAAAGAGUCUCAAGAACAUGAUGAUACUGAAGAAGCGAAGUUCUCUUCUUUUCCACCAGAUCCUCCUAAGGACGAUGAUACUCCAGCAGAUACAAAUGAAGCAAAUACAUAUGAACCAGAGUUGAGCGUUGUCUUCAAGUCUAAGAAAGAGUUAGUCAAAGAGGCUCAACAAAAGGUGGAUGAGGAAUUGGAAAAUGAUCUUCACGGAGAGCAAUUAAAGGAUAAUCAAGAGGUGCUUCUUGAAAAGAAAUCUUCAGAGAUCUCUCCUGAAGAAACGAACACAUGGCAUGAUGAACAAUUCUGA
This is a messenger RNA of Lactuca saligna, 441 nucleotides long. The record is from the annotation of a GenBank genome assembly. NCBI's taxonomy places the organism in Eukaryota, Viridiplantae, Streptophyta, Magnoliopsida, Asterales, Asteraceae.